Molecule: messenger RNA, 447 nt
Organism: Chironomus riparius
Lineage: Eukaryota; Metazoa; Arthropoda; Insecta; Diptera; Chironomidae
Source: the annotation of a GenBank genome assembly
AUGAAAUUUAUUUUAAUAACGUUAAUUGCACUAAGUGUCUUUACUGCAAUUAGCGCGUCCUUUGAAAAAACUAUUAAAGAAGGAGAACAUGAUCAAUUAGAAUGUCCUCGAAAUCAGCCAAUUAAUGUGAGAUAUGCUAAAUGGACUUACAACAAGCUUAAUUUGAAAAACACAGUUGUAUCGAACUGGCGAAAUUAUUUUUAUUAUUAUGGAGAUCUGAUUGGCUUGUGUACUUACGAUGUGACAUCAACUGUUCGUCAAAUGUGCAAUGGUAAAAAUGUUUGUCAAAUUGAUGGAAAUAGAAUAUCAUUAAAAAGUGAUGAAUGUAAUUAUUGGAUGAAGCUUAUUGUGACUUAUCAGUGUGGGGAUUAUAAAAAUUGCUACAAGGAAAAGUGUGAGGCGACAGAAGUUAAGCAACGCAAUAGGUUUUUCUACAAGGAUGGGUGA